Messenger RNA from Vicia villosa (hairy vetch), 560 nucleotides. RefSeq lists its product as uncharacterized. The transcript has 2 exons. The record is from RefSeq and is a predicted model, not a curated record. NCBI's taxonomy places the organism in Eukaryota, Viridiplantae, Streptophyta, Magnoliopsida, Fabales, Fabaceae. Bases 109 to 327 code for a protein of 72 amino acids.
AUAUAGGCACGCGCGACAGGCAUUGUACUUUUGAAACAGCAUCGUUUCGCAGCACCGUAAGAAGAAAGGGUUAUUCGUUAAGCCAUUUUCCUGCAAUCGAGAUAGAAAAUGGGGUACGUGCUGAGAGUGAGAUUAGCGUCGUUCUUUACCGGCGCUGCAACGGCGUCGUUUGCAGGUCUCUACAUCCUCCAUAGGGAUUACAAACUUGCGCAUCAAUCCCUUACUCAACAGACAAAUGGUCUCUACGAAUCACUUAACAGUCGAAUUUCUUCCUUGGAAAAACUCAAACAAACUGAAACUUCGCAACAGGCGGAAGCUACAGAAUAAGUAUGUGGAUUGAGGCAUCUGUUGUAGUUAAUUGUUGUGGUGGAAAAUUUUUAUCGAAUAUACUCACUGCGACAAGUGACUUUUCACUGGUUACUCUUGUAAGGAGUAAAGUUUAAUUUCACUCAUUUUAUGCCAUCUCAUGUGGCUCAACUUUUUUACCAUAAGUGUUCGGACCAGUUCUGUAUUCUGAUGUAUGAAUAUUUGGGAUGGGAGACAAUGCUUUCUUUUAUGAA